Parnassius mnemosyne (clouded apollo) is the source of this 1434-nucleotide messenger RNA. NCBI's taxonomy places the organism in Eukaryota, Metazoa, Arthropoda, Insecta, Lepidoptera, Papilionidae. The record is from the annotation of a GenBank genome assembly.
AUGGCUACAGCAUACGGAAUUCAUGUAGGUAAUAGUUCUGGUUGUUUGGCUGCAUUUGCAAAUGGUACACCUACAGUUAUAGCUAACGAUGCAGGAGAUAGGGUGACACCAGCCAUUGUUGCACUGAACGGUUCAGAAUGGGAAAUCGGAUUGCCGGCAAAAUCAGGGCAGCCCUCAUCUAAAGCCAUUAUAAAACACAAUAAGCGUCUUAUGAAUUGUGAUUUUACAGAAGAUGACCUUUUAUAUGUAGAAGCCUCAUCUUCAUGUCGUAUACAAAACGAAGAAAACUUAGUUUAUGAAUUUGAAACUAGUGAAACCACUCUCUAUUCCAGUCCUGACAAAAUUGCAACAAAAAUGUACGCAAAACUUUUCACUAUUGCUAGUCAUUCUGUUGGAAAUGAUGGUGACUUAAAGUUAGUUUUAGCAGCACCAUUGCAUUGGUCAAGUACUAGUCGUGAAAGACUUGUCAAAUGUGCUGAAUUAGCAGGAUUUGAUGUUCUGCAGGUUAUUAGUGAACCUGCAGCUGCACUGCUGGCAUAUAAUAUUGAAGAUACAACUGAGGACAUAAAUGUAUUAGUGUACAGAUUGGGAGGAUCCACUUGUGAUGCUUCAAUAGUUAAAGUAUCAGGAGGAUUUAUGACUGUAGAGAAAAAUAUAUUCCGUUCAGAUUUAGGUGGACAGUGUUUGACUAAAGACCUUGCAGAAUACAUUGCACAGGAAUUUAGGCAAAAAUGGAAGUUGGAUCCACAUGAAAGUCGCAGAGCUAUGGCUAAAUUAUUACACCAUGCUGACAAUUGCAAACAUGUCUUAUCUACUCUAAACUCAGCACAUGUGUUCAUUGAAUCCCUCCUAGAUGGUGUAGAUUGGAGCCAGAAUGUAACAAGAGCAAGAUUUGAAAACAUCAUUUCUUCGAAAAUACCAGCAUAUAUUGAACCAGCACAAAAAGCAGUGGAAAGUUUUGAAGGAAAGAUAUCUAAAAUCGUCCUCUGUGGUGGAAGUAUGAAAAUACCAAAAUUACAGUCUGCAAUUGCUAAUUUGUUGCCAGAAGCUGAAGUUUUAUCAGGAAUUAGUCCUGAUGAAGUUAUUGCUGUUGGUUGUGCUCGUGAAGCAGGUUUAUUACUUGACAUGCCUGAAUCUAGUUUUACUGAUAUUAAUACUGAAAUAGAGUUUUUAGGAAAAGAUAUUUAUAUGAAAUACUUAGAUCAAACAUUUAAAUUGUUUAAACAAGGAACUCCACCAUUUUCCCAAAAUAUUUGUACUGUAGAAACUGACCAAGAUGUUAAGGAUAUAAGCUUCACUUUGCAUGAAAACCCUAACAGUGAAGAAUUUGCUGUAGAGUCCUUCAAUGUAGAGAAUUUAAGCAAACCAUUUACUCUAAAAGCUACAUUACAGAACUCAAGAAUUUCUUUACAACUUGAGGAACAAAAAUGUUAA